AUUGCCGUCACUGUGUAUAACCCGAUCGCCCGACCCGUCGAACAUUAUAUUAGGGUACCGGUGGUCGACGCCAAGUAUGAGGUGCUUGAUGCCAAAGGACAGGCAGUUAAGUCUUUGGCUAUACUCCCGGUGUCAGACGAUGUCCGAAAGUUGCCCGAACGUAAUGGUAGUUUAGGGACCCAUGAGUUGGUAUUUAGUGGGCAGAUACCCGCCCUGGGGUUCACGACAUAUUUUGUUGAGAAACAAAAGGCUAUAAUAGAUACCCAUACAAUGGACAAUAAUCAACAAGCUCAGGCCCCGAUAGACAUGAAAGGUAAAUCAUUUACGCUGCACAUCAACGAGACUACCGGUGCCAUCGAGUCCAUAACCGUCAACGGGGCGACCCAUAAAUUACGUCAAUCAUUCAAAUGGUACAAAUCGGUGGGCAAUCAGCCGCCGCUCGAGGACUCCGGGAGCUAUAACUUCUGUCCGGACGGUAACGCCCGCGACUACGGCACCCAAAAACUUGUGGCCCGGCACACGUCAGGGGGCGUUCACGAACUGAGCCAGGUGUUUGCCGACUACAUACACCAAACAGUACGUACCUAUGAGGACAGGGAUUACAUUGAGUUUGACUGGACAGUAGGUGGUAUACCUAUCGUCGAUAAGAUCGGUAAAGAGAUAGUCACGCGGUUUGAGUCGGAUUUAAAGUCAGAUGGCGUGUACUAUACGGACGCCAACGGCAGGCAAACCAUACGCCGGAAGUUUAACCCGCAGGCGAAGAUUUGCGGUAAUAAUGUGAUCGCCGCUAAUUGGUUCCCGAUUUAUAGUCACGUGGCGGUUAAGGAUGAGAAACAGGGUCUAGCACUGACUGUCCUAAAUGACAGGACUCAGGGCGGUUCGUCGCUAAUGGACGGGUCGGUAGAGCUCAUGGUUCACCGGCGGCUGCAAUAUUCAGGCGCCGGUAGUGGCCUAGUCCUCAACGAGACAGGCAUCGAUGGUAAGGGUUUGGAGGUCAGGGGUAAACACUACCUUUUCCUCCAGCCCAUAGCUCAAUCACCACGACUUGUGCGCCGUCUAUCGGAGCAGCUAUUUAUGGGACCCAUUGAGACGUUCGCGACGUAUAAGACUCGUGAGGAAUAUUCCGGGGAAUACUCCACGAGUUUUUCGGGUGUCGGCGAUCAGCUCCCGGAGUCGGCCCGGUUGCUAACAUUAGAGAAGUGGUCGGACAGGGAGGUGUUGGUGAGGUUUGAGCACAUGUACGAAAAGGCCGAUAAUGUGAGCGACCUUUCAAACGACGUGUCAUUUGAUAUGCGAAAAGUGUUGAAAACUAUAAAAAUGGUGAAUUCAGUCGAAAUGAAUUUAGCGGCCAAUGAGUUGCUAUCGGAAACGAAACGUAUGGAGUGGCGAUCGAAACAGAGUGCCCAGGGUUUCGACAUAAGUGGUACCGGUGCCCAAGAGGACGAUUUUGUGGUUAAACUAUCACCGCAACAGAUUCGCACCUAUAUUGUGACGAUUGAGCCUGAUUAUCAUGUCGAACCGAAAUGUACGCACAGUUGGGUGGAGGCCACACAAACCACAAUACCUACCGGCGCUUACGUUGGCGGCUAUGACGUCGAUAAAACGCCGUUAAAUGUGUGCCGUUUUAAAAUAAACAAUGAGUUAAUCGCCGGAAAGGCUGACAAACUCAUUGGUUGUGUUGUGACUGUCAGUAGAAAAGAGCACUCCGUAAAGGGGGCCGAAAAGUUUGAGGUACUGGUGGCCAAGGAUGCCGAGUGGGUGCCCAGACAUGGCGAGGAUCCCAUACCUGUCGGCGCAAUUUUGGUUGGAAAUAAGGGGAAGCCUAAUACCAAUACCUAUAUAGGAAGGUGCGAUCGGUUUGGAGCGGAAAUGGUGGGCAAAAUUGAUUACAACUUUUAUUACGGAUAUAAAGGUGAUGAACGGAAUGACUGCACUAAUCAUGAGAUACUUGUGUGCGUU
This is a messenger RNA of Oppiella nova, 1959 nucleotides long. NCBI's taxonomy places the organism in Eukaryota, Metazoa, Arthropoda, Arachnida, Sarcoptiformes, Oppiidae. The record is from the annotation of a GenBank genome assembly.